Macrobrachium nipponense is the source of this 1730-nucleotide messenger RNA. RefSeq names its product serine proteinase stubble-like. The coding region runs from base 114 to 1646 and encodes 510 amino acids. Gene Ontology annotation, molecular function: serine-type endopeptidase activity. Gene Ontology annotation, biological process: proteolysis. The record is from RefSeq and is a predicted model, not a curated record. The transcript is spliced from 12 exons. Lineage: Eukaryota; Metazoa; Arthropoda; Malacostraca; Decapoda; Palaemonidae.
CAUUCUGGGACGGGACCAGUUAACUAAACCUAAACAGGCAGAAGAAGCCGAGGUUUAGCCCAGUUCAACAGACUGAUAGUCGUCAGAGUCAUCACCAGAAAGGGAGGAAGAAGAUGAGUCCAAGAAUCUUUAGAACUGGAGCACCUUUGGUCCUCUUGAUGAGUCUGUUGGUGACACCCUCUCUGGCCCACGUCAUUUUGGAACCCCGUGGUGCCAAAAAUGGAACUGGAGUCCAGCCGAGAGUGACCGCCUGCGAUGCAGCUGACCAAGCCCCCAUGGGGAGUGUGACCGAUUUGGCGCCAGGGGAAACAGUCUGCAUUGAUUCCCCGGGGUUUCCCGCAUAUUACCCAAACAACUUCGACAACUACUGGGGAUUUAAGAGGACGGAUCCAAACAGCAAGCUGUCAAUCACCUGCAUGCCAGUAGCCAUUGAAGGAAGUCCUGACUGCAUGAAUGACCGCUUGGUUAUCAGUCACGCCUGUGAAUGGGGAAGAUACUGUGGUGCCAACCGCCCAUCCACUAUCACUGCCUGCUCCAACUGGCUCAACGUGAGGUUCCAGACCAACGGUUAUGAACAAAAAAUGGGUUUCAAAUGUCUGGUCUCAGCCUCAGAUGUGACGACUACAACAACUGCCACAACCACAACGCCUACUACAACAACUACAACCACCAAGCCUACAACUACUUCUACCACAACGACCACCACACCAACUACAACCACUACUUCAACAACAACUUCAACGGCUACAACCACAACAACGCCCACGACAACUACAACUACAACAACUACCAAACCUACAACUACAACCGCUACAACCACACCUACAACAACUACAACAUCGACUUCAACUUCUACAACUACAAUGAAUCCUAAUUUGAUCUUAUGUGAAUGUGGAAUACCAAACGCUGCCAGAAUUGUAGGAGGUGUCCAGUCGACCACGAACCGCUACCCUUGGCUCGUGGGACUGUCUGAUGUGGGUGGAGAUGACAAACCUUUCUGUGGAGGAACCAUUGUCAACAACGAGUGGAUUGUCACAGCAGCUCAUUGCGUUAAAGGGAUGACAGCGGAUCAGCUGCAAGUCCUACUGAACAUGUGGGACUGGGCCAACGGAUCCACACGGACUGUCAAGAGAACUGUUGACAAAGUUAUUAUGCAUCCAAGCUACAAUGCACAAACAUACAACAACGACAUCGCCCUUCUGCACUUGUCAACCCCGAUCAGCUUCACCAAUUUCCCGGGAAUCAAGCCAAUCUGUCUUCCUCCAAGCACGGCAGACUAUGCUGGAAAAGACGCCGUCGUCACUGGCUGGGGUGUGACUUCCUCUGGUGGUACUCAGCCAAACAUAGUCAGGGAGGUGACUGUGCCAAUAACAACUCAGGCUGCCUGUGAGGCUGCUUAUGGUACCGCUGUCACUCAGAACAUGAUCUGUGCUGGACUCAAAGCCGGGGGCAAGGAUUCUUGCCAGGGAGACAGUGGAGGUCCCCUGACAGUCCCUAAUGGCUCUGGGAAACAUUACCUGGCUGGCGUUGUCAGCUGGGGUGACGGAUGUGCUGCUCCGGACAAAUAUGGAGUCUAUACCGACGUCCCAAAUUACGUCAGCUGGAUUACCCAGAAUGCAGCCUCUGGCAAAUACUGCUCUAGUUAAAGAGAGAAAGUUUGGUCAUCGGUCCACUUUGCUUGUGACAUUCUCUGGUUCCUGGAUGAAUAAAUCUUGAAGGAAAGCAUUAAA